This is a messenger RNA of Acaulospora morrowiae, 480 nucleotides long. The record is from the annotation of a GenBank genome assembly. NCBI's taxonomy places the organism in Eukaryota, Fungi, Glomeromycota, Glomeromycetes, Diversisporales, Acaulosporaceae.
AUGGCCGACGAGGAUCAUCAACACCACGAUUUUACAGAAGCUGGAUCCGGUGCCUCAGCCACCUAUCCCAUUCAAUGUUCUGCCCUCAGAAAGAACGGUUAUGUUCUGCUUAAGGGUAGACCGUGCAAGAUCGUCGAAAUGACCACAAGUAAGACCGGUAAACACGGGCACGCGAAAGUUCACCUUGUCGGUCUCGAUAUUUUCACCGGGAAAAAGCUCGAAGAUAUUUCUCCUUCUACUCAUAAUAUGGACGUCCCUAAUGUCAAUCGUAAUGAAUACCAAGUCUUGAAUAUUGAUGAUGGGUUCUUGAGUUUAAUGACAAACGACGGUAGUACCAAGGAUGACGUUCGUGUUCCAGAAGGAGAACUUGGUGAAAAGAUCCAAUCUGAUUUUGAUGAUGGUAAAGAGCUUUUGGUCACCAUUAUUAGCGCGAUGGGAGAGGAAGCUGCUAUUUCCUAUAAAGAAGCUCCUAAAUCUUAA